Messenger RNA from Alternaria arborescens, 1272 nucleotides. RefSeq lists its product as hypothetical. The record is from RefSeq and is a predicted model, not a curated record. The transcript is spliced from 2 exons. The coding region runs from base 1 to 1272 and encodes 423 amino acids. NCBI's taxonomy places the organism in Eukaryota, Fungi, Ascomycota, Dothideomycetes, Pleosporales, Pleosporaceae.
AUGAUGAACGCGCUUGCCAUACUCGAACACAUUGUCAAGAACGUCGUGCCGGAGCGGUGCCAUGCUGCCAAAUCUGAACAGGUGGGAAGUUUCUACCGCGAUGUUCUUGAAGACCCUGGUUGGGCGAUCGGCGAAUGUGUAGCAUUGGUAGACGACUGGGUGGUUGAGCGAGCGAACACGGGAAAGCUUCGGGACAAGGUCGAACUUAAGCAACUGGCCGUUGACAACUUCAACCAACAUGGGGCCAUUUACGUCAUCUGUUUGAUGAUCGAAGGCGAGUUGUGGACCUAUGUCGGCCAAACUGGUAACGCGUGGAAGCGUAUCGCAGAUGGCCACAACAGAGCCUCAUACCGUUCUUUGUCCAAGCGAUCGUUUCUGUAUUGGCUAUGGGAUCAGGCGGAUGAUCUUUGGAUCUGUCUUGCAGCUUCAGGAGAUCAGCUCGCUUCUGGACCGAUUCUCAACUUGCUCGAACAGUGGGUUGCAGUUCUUUUUCUGGCUCUACAACCUCAAGAGCUAGCUUCGAACUUGCCCAAGGAAAUCUUUGCAACCAUACCUCCCCAGAACCUGCAAUGGGGAGUGGGCAUACGUGAGCCGCUGGCGGAGGGAUUUGGAUUGAGGGAUUUUCCAAUGAAAGGAUCCCCAUUCGACCAAGCGGGAGCAGCAAUGAAGCGUCGUUUCUACGCGUACAAGAAAGCCAUGCCAGUACCUGAUCGAGCAGCUCCGUACCUCUCAGGCGACCUAUUCGACGGCGACUAUCAUCCUCAUGGCAGGCAAUACCGCUUCCAUUUUGGGCGAUUGCAGUUUGAGAUCAAACGAGAUUUCGUGGACUCGCUCAAACAAGAUACGAUUUGGAUACAAUGCGAGCUUGUUCCAGUAGGAGAGGUCCACAGGAAUGAGAUCGUCAAGGGAGCUAACUAUGCUAUGUACAUUGUAUGGGACGAUCCAUCGCGACGCCUGGGUAUUCGUUUGGGCGGAUUACGGUGGUCAGACGGACGACCAGAUGAAGUUUGGGUAAAGAAGGGUGGAGAUUUUCACAACUGGCUUGCCAAGAUGAACUUCUUGGUCGACUGGCUAGAGGGUCGCGACUUGACUGAGGCACGCCCUCGACGUUGGUACCCGGGAGCGGAGGGUAGUAGAGGGCAGGGCUCAUUCACACGUCAUCCGAUUGACUUCUUAGCAGACUCAGGCGAGGAUGAGUUAUUUGGCGAUGACUGGGACCUCCCAGUUGACCCAAAGGCUUACAAGACAUGGUACGAAGCUCGUGAGGUUUAG